Messenger RNA from Colossoma macropomum (tambaqui), 3199 nucleotides. RefSeq names its product C3a anaphylatoxin chemotactic receptor. NCBI's taxonomy places the organism in Eukaryota, Metazoa, Chordata, Actinopteri, Characiformes, Serrasalmidae. Gene Ontology annotation, cellular component: plasma membrane. The record is from RefSeq and is a predicted model, not a curated record. The transcript is spliced from 4 exons. Gene Ontology annotation, biological process: positive regulation of cytosolic calcium ion concentration; inflammatory response; phospholipase C-activating G protein-coupled receptor signaling pathway. Bases 1390 to 2427 code for a protein of 345 amino acids. Gene Ontology annotation, molecular function: G protein-coupled receptor activity; complement component C5a receptor activity.
UCAACAGGUCAGCACAUUCUUAGUGCAUUGACUACAUUUCUUCACUUUAGAAUGAAGCAGUGGUCAUCAACCCUGCUCGUGGAGAUCUGCCUUGUCAGAGUUAAGCUCCAACCGUGAUCAACUCCAUCUGAUCCAUGUAAUCUUUGCCUUGUUAUUGUGUUGUUUACAGUGGUUGGUUAGCUGAAAAAGGUGUAUUCUCUUUGUGAUGGGGUGAUAAAUGUAGGUAGGUGGAUCUCCAGGAAGAGAGUCGGAGACCACUGGAAUAGAGGGCCAGUUUGUCUUGAUUUACACCUAACUACUAAAGUAUUGAUAUGAAUCAAAAGAUGCUCUGGUCAUAAACAUAUUCAACGGAAAACUACACAUAGGCCUCAACAACUGAAUCUAAUUAUUUUUUACAUAUAGUGCACCUUUAUUAUAUCAUCCAUUUCUUUCAGGAGGCUUGUGUUCAGUUUUUUUAAUGAAAUCUGCAGGGAUGUUUUUCCACACCUCCAAAGUUCAGUCGUACAAGUUGGUUGCAUUUUUCGCUUCUCACAAUCCAAAUAAUCCCAAACACAUUCAGUGAUGUUGAGGUCUGGACUUUUGUGUUUUCUUGAUUUUUUUUUAAUCUAUUUUCUUUUCGCAGUAAAGGGCUUCUUGACAGCUACACGUCCUUUCAGACUCAUAGUGCUAAUUGUCUUCUCAGAAUGGAAGGAUGGACAGAAACAGCUGUUUGAUGUUUUCAGAUCUGAAGCAAGAGUGGAGCUUGAUUUUCUCCUCUCUCUCAAAGAUGAAAGCUUUAAGAGCUGUUUAUCUGAAGGGGGACAGUUUUGGUGGUCUUCCAGGCCUUGCAGUGUUAUUUAGGUUAUCUAAGCUUACUAGCUGUUUUGACUGGUAACUCAAAAAGGCUGUGUCUUUACAGUAAGUGAAAAUAGAAUAUAACCACACAGACUGGCUUUUUGCACUAACUCCGCCUUUUAAAUCAUGUGACUGUAUAAGACCACAGUGCCUACUCAGGCUGUAAUAUUCAUAUCUACCAUGAACAAAAACAAGGCAGCACUGGGAGAAGCUGUGCUCAAGGGCAAAUUAGACAGUAAAGUUAUUUGGUAUUAUCCAGAAUAUAAGAGACUGCUAUCUUUCAAUCACUUCACACCCAGAGGGAGGCUAAGAGAGGCACAAACUGAAUUGCAGCUAUACUGAAAAGUUAAAGCCUACAUUUGUUUAGGUGGUUUCAGGACAUGCAUAUAUAUACACCAGCCCUUCAUUUGCAACUGAUUUGAUGAGGUUGAUUGCAUCACAGCAGCUGUUUUCCUCAGGAUUUCCUUUCCUUUUCAAGUUGCGGUCAGAAAUUUUGUGGCGCCGCGUACGCUUUGACAGGUGAUAAAAGCUGCAUUCUUCCUCAAAGGUGACAGAAUGAAUUAUAUCAAUGACUCCUACGACUAUUUUUUCAAUGACAAUUGCACUUUUUUGCCUGAGUUGGAUGAUCAUGAGGCCAUCAGAGUGGUGUCACUGACCUUCUACUGCCUGACCUGUGUCCUUGGAGUCCCUGGGAAUGCCAUCGUGGUGUGGAUUGCUGGUGUGAAGAUGAAGAGGACAGUGAACACCACCUGGUUCCUUAACCUGGCCAUCGCUGACCUUCUCUGCUGCCUCUCCGUACCUUUUACCAUGGCAGAAAUCCUUUUAGAAGGCCACUGGCCAUAUGGAAAUGUCAUGUGCAAGGUCCUGCCUGCUGUCAUCGUUCUCAACAUGUUUGCCAGCGUCUUCACGUUGAGCCUCAUAGGUCUGGAUCGCUUCAUCCAGGUUGUUAAGCCAGUUUGGGCUCAGAAUAAUCGUAGCCAGGGGCUGGCUUGGGUAUGCUGUGGUGUGGCCUGGGUCUUGGCUUUUCUCUUAAGCCUGCCCAACAUGAUCCUACGUGAGAUUUACACUUCUGAAAACUACACGAUCUGUGCAUUCAAUUUUGACAUUGAGGAAGAAGACCUUUGCAAAGAAGACGGCGUUCAUGACUCUUACAGGGCAUUAACUGUCAGCAGGUUUGUGCUGGGCUUCCUGAUACCUCUGCUGACCAUAACAGCCUGCUACAGCCUCAUCGCCCGGAAGGUCAGCAGCAGGCAGUUCCGCUCCGGAAGAGCGUUCCGCAUUAUGCUGGCCGUCGUCGUGGCCUUCUUUCUGUCCUGGUUGCCAUAUCACGUGCUGGGCUUGGUAGUGUCCUAUGGUGGGCCGCAGGUCUCCAGGCUAGCUAGACCGAUAGACCCAUUGGUCAUCUCUUUGGCAUACAUCAACAGCUGCAUGAACCCUGUCCUGUAUGUGUUCAUGGGGCAGGAUUUUAAAGAGAAAGUCAAGAUGUCUCUGAGACGGAUCUUCGAGAGAGCAUUCAGUGAAGACGGCACACACUCUUCGGUGAACUCCAAAGGAGUGCAGUCUCACGCCACCAACACAUCAGACGCACUCUGACCAAACACCGGUGGAUUUACAUGCAUUUAUAUUGUAUAUAGUAGAUCACUGACAGACAAAACCUGCAUGCAACUCCUCUUGCAUUAAUUUUUUUAAACUGAACUGUACUAAUACCUUAUGCCAGUACCUUUCAGUAAAAGUGUAAUAUACACAAUGUGGGCAAAAGCAUUGGGACACCCCUCCUAAUUAUUGAGUUCAGGUGUUUCAGCCAAACCCAUUGCUAACAGGCAGAUAAAAUCAAGCACAUAGCCUUGCAGUCGCCAUAGACAAACACUGGCAGUAGAAUGGAUUGUACUGAUGACCUCAGUGACUUUAAAUAUAGCACUGUCAGCUAUUAUUGUGAAAUGAAAGUGUCUAGAAGCAACAACAGCUCAGCCACAAAGCUGUAGACCACGCAAACUCAGAGUGGGGCCAGCAAGUGCUGAAGCUCACAGUGCCUAUCCUCUGUUGAAUCAUUACUGAACUCUACUGAAUGGAUGGGCAAAACAUCCCACUACACACUGCAAAAUCUUGUAGAAAGCUUUGCAGAAGAGUGGAAGCUGUUAAAGCUGCAAAGGGGGACCAACUCCAUUAUAAUGCCUAUGGAUUCAUAAUGGGAUGUCAUGAAAGCUCCUAUAGGGUGUAAUGUGUAGGUGUCCCAUGUCUCAAUACUUCUGUCCAUAUAGUGUGUGCGUAUAUAUAUAUAUGUACUGUACGUAACAGGGAUAAGUAUUAUACUUAAGCUUAUACUGCCGAGUAUAAUUGAUAUUUGUAUGUAUUUCACCUAUACUUG